CUGGUUGAAGGAUGUAGAGUGAAGCCGGCGGAAGCGGGUGAACUGUCUUGUGCAGCUGGACGUGGCAAAGGAAUGCAUGGUUCUCCCGACGACCCCUCCCCCGCUCCCCGAUGGAACGUAAGCGGAAGCUGAUAGGCGACCCAUUCAACGUAAAGAAACCACGAGAGGAACGCAGAGGACGUGCAGAUUCAAACGCGUAUCCCUCUCCGUAUCCAGAUUUCACGGAGGACGCCCGAGGAGCCGUCUCUUACCUCUGCGCUCUUUUCCCGCGGAAGCUUUUUAAUGACGCUCUUCCUCCGAUAUUCCUGAGACAUCAGCUGUACAGCCUGAUAGAAGACCGAACGAAAGCGGACAGACUCGUGAGUUCCCUCCAGCAGAACGGAGAGCUAUGCCUCAUCCAGCCGGGGUUUGAUCCGGACGCGUUCCUGGUGGUGAUGGCAGAGGAUUUGCGGAGAGCGGCUCUCGCGAGUUGUGAUGGGAACGCCAGGGCCCCCAUCGUCAAUAAGUUUCUGGAAUCCGGUCUCUUUUCCUCUUCCAAAAUCAGCUACGGGAGAGAGGAGGUGAUGCAGAAGCACCGGUUCUCCGACAGAGAAAUUACGCAGCUGGUCCGUGCCGGGCUCCUGACGGUCAGAGAUGCUGGAAGCUGGUGGCUAUCGUUACCCGGCGCAGGGAAAUUCGUCACGCACUUUAUAAAAGGACGGAAAGCCCUCCUUUCUCAGAUCCGCAGAUCUCGCUAUAAAGAAGUCCUCCUCACGGAUCUCUCGACCCGCAGACCCCCGCCGUCGCUGCGCUUGGGCAUGGAGUAUCACAUCCACGACAUCAUAGGCGCAGGCCUUGUUGAUUGUGUUCCCACCGCCUCUGGGACUCUCCUCCGAUUGUCUGAGACAUGAGAGAUCUGCCAAAAAGAAACGGAACUCUGCCGCUCUGAAGGGACCCCCGUAGGACGUCCUCCGUCUUGUUUAUGCGCCACUUUUUAUCGCCUAACCAUUUCUUCCAUCGUUUUUUCUUUUUUUUUUUUUCUUACAUCAUUCUUUUUCAAAACAUGUCAUUUGU
Spea bombifrons (plains spadefoot toad) is the source of this 1053-nucleotide messenger RNA. RefSeq names its product serine/threonine kinase 19 (gene WHR1). The transcript has 7 exons. The coding region runs from base 111 to 890 and encodes 259 amino acids. Gene Ontology annotation, biological process: positive regulation of Ras protein signal transduction; protein phosphorylation. The record is from RefSeq and is a predicted model, not a curated record. Gene Ontology annotation, molecular function: protein serine/threonine kinase activity. Lineage: Eukaryota; Metazoa; Chordata; Amphibia; Anura; Pelobatidae.